Molecule: messenger RNA, 14086 nt
Organism: Brassica rapa (field mustard)
Lineage: Eukaryota; Viridiplantae; Streptophyta; Magnoliopsida; Brassicales; Brassicaceae
Product: transcription factor TCP18
Biological process (GO): regulation of secondary shoot formation
Cellular component (GO): nucleus
Molecular function (GO): DNA-binding transcription factor activity; sequence-specific DNA binding
Source: RefSeq, a predicted model, not a curated record
AUCUAAUAUAACAUAUAAAUCUAAUAUUAAUACUACAAAAUUCGUUUUUGAUUAUAAAUAACUUAUAUAUAAAAAUUCAUUAAGGGUAGUAUAGAUAUUAACCACUAUAACUUUUAACGUGAGAGCUCGAUUCCAAAAAUUUACUUCGCAAAUAAUAGUAUAGAUUACUUCAUUUAUCACCGAAAUCCACAAUUUUGAGGACUUUUGAGUCGAGAAGAAGAGGAAAAUGUUUCAUUUCUUUUCAGAAACAUGAUUAGCGACAAAACUGUUUGGAUAAUGAUAGAUAUUCACGUAUCCAUUAUCUAAAUAAUUUAAUUUAUGUGGUUUGUAUGUAUAUAUAGUUGAUAAGUUGGAGAACUUUGGACAAAGGGAAGUGGAAGGUUUGUACUAGAAAGCACUAUUAUUGGCGAUAUAGAAGGCCUUUGAUGAGCCACAAAAGUCAUAUGAACUUAUCUUUAUGUCAUUUAUGGUUCCAUAUAGUCAGGUAUAUUCCUCCUUUUUCUUUGUUGAUUUUUGUUUUGUUGAUUCCCUAUUUAUCUUCAUAAGUUGCAUUGUUUUUUUUUUCAAAGAGUAUCCCAGACCUAUGGAAGAGUCCAAAUUAAACUAAUAUUCAAGGGGAGGUGCAUUGUUUAUUUUUGAAAUAUUCUUAAUGAUCUUUCUUUGAUUUUAGUGGAUGUUAUUUUGUUACUUCAUAGAUGUUAUUUUCUUUUCAAACACACAAAAUAUAUUUUUGGAAGACGAUGAAAGCUUAAUGAUAAUGAAAAGCAAAAAAUUUAAGGGAAAAGUAAGUUUAAACAAAACAAUCCAUUUUUUCUGUAUUCUAUCACUUCCAAAAAUUAAUGUGCAUAUACGUCCAAUUUAUGAUUGUAAGUUUUUUGUUAAACAAUGUAGAUUAGAUCGUAAGAAUUUAAUACUGAAACCCUAUGAAUGUUGACAUUUUUAAUUACUUUUUCUCGCAUCUCAAUUCUCACAUAGUUAAAGUCAAGGAAAUGGAUGUCGGAUUUAAAGUAAAUAUUGUGUUUUUUAUUUUUAUAAGCUAGGGAAAAUGUUAUUGACAGAAGAUAUUAUCAUCACAUCAUAGAGUGUCCCCAUUUUCUUUAAUGAUGAUAUAUCAAAAACUUUAUAGAGUACAUCCAACCUAACCAAGCCAUGGUAUAACACAAACUUAUUAUAGAGUACAGACACGCACACAUCCACAUAUAUGCAUACAACAUAUAUCAUUUACCUGUACGUUUUGACACCUGUACAGUAUGUAUAUAUAUGCAUACAACAUAUAUCAUUUACCUAUACAUUUUUGACACAUGUACAACAUAUAUAUAUAUAUAUAUAUAUGCAAUUAAAUUAGCAAACAUAUAUAGUUUGUUAUGUCUUUUCCCAUUUCGACAUAGUGUGACAUCAAACUUUUUAAGAACACUAAAUUCCAAUUAGAACACGUUUAAUAAUCAUCCAAACAAAAGUAAAACCAUCCGUCAUUUUCAAGGUUUAUUCUAUGAAUUAGUACAUGUUUUCAGAGAAUUAUCUGUUUUUUUGGCAAAAAAAAGAACUAUAUAUCUGGUUUUAAUUUGUUAUCUGAAUUAUUAGUUUAUUAGAAAAAAAAUAAUUUAUUUUAAUUAAACUAUACUUGUACCCUGGUAUAUAGAAAAAAAAAACUAAAAGGAGUAUAUUAAUCAUAAUCUAUUUUGGAUAUGUAUAGUAGUGGUCUCAAGAUUCUUUCGUCUUUUUUUUUUAUUGAGCAAGGUCUCUAGCUGUAUAUACGCUUCAUUAUGUUAACAAUAUUAUAUCGAUCCGAUCUAAUUUAAACUUUACAUAAACCAUAUUAAGAUAUGACGUCUUAUGACAAUUCAUACAUGAUACAUACUAGAUCACUGAUAUGGACACCAAGUUCUUUGAAUAUUUGAAGUUUUAGUAUCAUAGUUACUUUUAUUCUAUAACACUUCGCACAUAAAGUGGCUUCGAUUUUUUUCAGAGGUUAAAAUAUUGAAAAAACAUAAUUUCUUUUACAAACUAAUAUGUCUAUGCUUUUAUUUACAGUUUAAAUAUGUUUCUAUAAAAAUAUUAAGAUUCUCUUGUAACUGAUCUCACAUAAUUCUGAUCAAUAUGUUGUCUCCAGAUUACUAAGUUAUUUUGUUUCUUAAAAAUAACAAGAAUAUGAAAAUUUGGUGUUGUCAAAUCUCCUCAACUUAAGCGUGAAAGUAGGAACAUAGGCUAUAACUCUAUCUUCUCGCUAUCCCUAAAGCUGUACAUCAACUUCUUAUUCACCCAUUAAGUUUGUCGCGAUAAUGUGCUAUAUUCUCAUUAAUUCAAAUAUCUGAGGUAAAAAUAAAAUAUUUUCUCUUUAUUCCUGUUAACUAAUAUGACAUAACCAGCUUAAAUAAUCGCGAUCUAUAUUUAAGAGGUGGUUGUAAUCGAAAUAUUAAAUUGUGUUUGCAAAUUAAUAUUUUCAACCGAUUUAUUCAGCCAAACAAAAAAAAGUUUGACCCAAUUUUACAUUUAAAAAUAAUUGAACAAAUUUUUGACAUGUAUUAUUAUAUCUAUACUAUUAAAAGGGAAGCAUUCUUAAAAAAUCUAUUUAUGCAAGGUUGUUUGGACCUAUUAGUUAGACUAACACUAUAUAAUUUAACUUAUUUUUAAACCAAAGUAAUAUUUCAUACAUCAACUCAUAAUUUUUUUAAUGUACAAAAAGAGAUAUUGUAACUAACAAUGAUAUUUUACCUAAAGAUUUUAUUAUCAUUUUCUUAAUACAGAAAAUAACUUAAGAAAAUAGUCAUAACAAACGAAUUAAUAUUAAUGUACAUAUUUUUAAAUAUUAAUGUCCCAUUUUAAAUUGAACUAGGUCUGAUUUAACUCAAAUUCGGUUUUUAACACAACUCAUAACCAGUUAGAAGAGCGAGUCAGGAUCCGACUGGUUCGAUCAUACGGUCCGAUCAGAUUUUCAAAACAUUGGUUAAUACAGUUCAAUAAUUAAAAUAAAUAUAUUUUUAGUAAUGAAUAUCUUUACUACUAAAAACAUACAUAUCAUCUUUAAAUCUAUUUCAAACAAAUCUCACACUAUAAAAAAUAAUGAAUAAUAAAAAUAUUAAAAGUCAAUAGUUAUAAUGUGAAACAAAAAAAUUAUACUAGAUUUAAAAUUUAUUAAAGAUUAAAAACCUCAAAUCCGCGCUUAUUAAGCGCGGGUCAAAAUCUAGUUGUCUCUUUGAAGUUGUGUGAGCACUAGUCUAAACAAAAUUUAGCUCACGAUUUCUUAUAAUCUUAUAGAAAUUUUAUUUUAUUUUGUCAUCCCAAACGAUAAAAAUCAAACAAAGUUUUAAGAAAAUGGAAGGAAGAAGUCAUAAUUGAAUUUUCACACGAAGAAAAUGGAGACAAACACACAUCAUUUUGCAGAAUAUAUAUAUUUUUUUUGAAUAAUUUUUUUUGCGGAAUACAUUGCAUGUAAGAAAAUUUCCCAAGUGAAUUAUAAUCUAAAGGAGCAUUGACUCUCUUUGCUAUAUAUAGUAAAUUAUUCAUUAUCAUCUCAAGAACCAAAGCGAAAAAAGAUGGUACACAAAUAAAGUUAGAAUUUUGUACUUUAGAGAGUGAUAAUGAGUGACUGAGAUUUGUAACCAACGAAAUUGGGAGCAUAAGGUAGCUAAUAUAACACAUAAUGAAAGCACUCACGAAAAGAAAAAUCAGUGUCCACUUUUGCAAGAAAAAAAGAUUCAAAGACUAACCGAAGAUUGAAACUUUGAUUUUGAGUCUCAUUAUAAACAACUUAAAUUGAUUCACAAAAUAAAAAAAAUUAAAAAAAAACUAAAACUGUGAUAUGAUAUAUGUUGCUGUCUUCCUCAUGGGCUAUGAGAAAGAAAAUUUGAAAGCAACCUUAGAAGAAGCCAGCGAGUCCUUCCAUUAUAGCCAUGUGGUCCUCCUGAUAAUGGCAGGUUAGAGAGAGAGAAAGAGAGAGGGAGAAAGAAGAGAGAGCAUGGGGUGCUGGAAAAUUAGGUAUGAUGAGAAGGCGGCAUGUAUAAAUGGAAAGAGUGAACAACAAUGGAUGACCAAAGAGAGAUUUUAUUUACAAUGAGAGUGUUUCAUCUUUGCACGUAACUCUCAAGUCUGUGAUGUUCCAGCGGUGUAUAUGUAUACGUGCAUAUAUCAUGUAUUUGUAUAAGCCUACGUAUUUAUAUAGUGCCCUAGCGAGUAAGUAUAGCUUCCAAGCUGUUGUUUUAAUUGUCAACCUCGAGCUUGAUUACAAACUUUUUUUUUCUUUUUGUUAUCAGUCCUGUAAUCUGUUUAAUAUAUAGAUCAAUCAUUAUAUAUUUGUUUAUGAGGGUAUGAAUGCCUCUCCAGCUCUCCUUCCCCGUAACUAAUAAUUCCCCAAGAUUUGUAGUACUAUCGUGUCAUAAUAGCGUUCUAAAAUAAAUAAUUCGUGUAUAAUUCAUCUGUGUGACAUAGAUAAUACCAAAAGAAAAGUUAACACCUCGCCAAUUCACUAUAUAACUCAACUUUAAAUGAUUAAACAAAAAAAAAACUCAACUUUAAAUGUUAGAUUGACACAUUAACUCUAAUAUUCUCUUUUUUCUGUAUAUACAAUAUAUACAUACUAAAUGUUUCAUAUUUAAAAGCUUACAAGAUAAGCACGAGAGAGAAAGAGGUUCUCUUUUUACCGAAAGCGACAUGUAUGAGAGAGGAUGUGUUUGAGAGAGUCAAAAGAAAAUAAAAGAUUGGUCGCUCACACUGAACAAAGAGCCAAAGCUUUUUUAUUUUCUUCCGAAAAUUAUUGCAGCUUCUCUUUUUUAGGGCUUCACACUACCACGUGCUGUCCUCCAAUUUGUAAACGAAACUUCAUAAUUCGAACUCUCCAAUUGGACCAGUGAUCAUGAUCAUUAUUUUUUCUUACAAAUAUAACAUUAAUCUUUGAAAUAAAAUUUAAUAUCAUAAUUUAAUAUUACUUUAUAAACAAAUUGGUUCAUUUUAUAAAUCAAGUAUUAUAAGGUUUUGAGAUUUAAAAAUAUAGUUUUUUGUUCCCUCUUCUCUUUUAAUAGUGAAAAUUAAACUGACUUGAUAAACAUGUAAUAAAAUUACUCUAACCUUCUAGACCAAUUUACUUUCACCUUGUUGAUGAAAAUUAUUAUUUUAGAAUGGAUGGUUUCUUGAUGAAAGGCAAUUUAAAUUCAAGUUUUAAUCUUGUCUCUAAGCCUCCUUGUCACGAAAAUUAAGUGAAUGCGUUGUUGUAAUUUUGUACUGUUGUUUGCACUUUAUUGGUUAGUUGAGUUAGUUGCUGAAACAUAUUACUUCCUCUGUUUUACAAAGAUGGCAUUUUUAAUAUUUUCACACAUAUUAAAAAAAAUACAUUAAACUAUCAUAAUAAAUGUAUCGUUUUCUGUAAUUUUUAAUUUUUAAUAAAUUUUAACCAAUAUUAAUUCAAUAAAGUCAAUUAAUUUUCUUAAAAUUUACAAUUUUUUUAUUGAAAACACAAAAAAUACAUUUGUCUGAAACAAACUUUUUUUCUAAAAAAUAUAUCAUUAAGGUACGGAGGGAGUACCAUUUUAUUUUGUUAAUGAAAUAUGUGUAUUAUUGACCCAUACUAUAAAAAUUGUUUUUAUCAUUUUAAUCUACCAUUUAAUCUCUCACCCUUCCAGCGUAGAUAUUCAUCGGUACAGUAUUUGUGAGUUAUAUGAACUGUAGUUACUAAAAAAGACCAUUUUAAUGAAGUAACUUUGCAAAUUUUCAUGUGUACUUGUGUAGUUAGAGAGAUCCUUACCUCUCUUUUAUUUUUCUUGUCUUGCAAAUGCUACGUCAAAACAACGGAAACUUUUUCAAUGCUUUCGUCAUUUUUUGCCAUUUGAACUCAAUUGGAUUCCAAUAAAUGGACGCAAGCAAAAGGGGCUGCCCUUUUAGAAAAAAACUGUUUGAUUUAUCUAUUAUAGUUGCAAACCUUUAUAGAACACUAUGUUGCUUCAUCAUUUGUUUCGAAUGAUUGUAGAAAUACCACAUUAAAAAUGGGGACCCUUAAAAAUGUUUACUCAGAUGUUUAAAAAAAUGUUUACUCAGCGUGUAUAGUGAAUCGAGCAAUUGAAUCCUUUAAAAUCUGGGGUUAUUGAUUAUAAUAUUUAUAAAUACUAAUCAAUAUCCAAAACUAUUUCAAUAGUUAUUUAAGACAUUACUAUUCUAAUGAUUUCAAGGUAUUUCAAAGAAUAUUUAAAAGUAAAACUACACGAUAUGAUAUAAUACGUUUCAAGAAAAAAAAAAGCCGUAUAAAGUGAUACUUUUAAAAAAUAUAGCAGAUUAUUAAAGCUGCUCUAAAUUUACAAUAAUAAUCAAAACUCAACCUUAUUGUAUUCGACUUUACCAAAACUCAAUCAUUUAAAAUAUUUUGUUAAGUACACAAUUCAACAAUUUCAACUAUACAUAUAUAUAUAUAUAUAAAGAAUUUCUAAUGUUGGAAUGCAAGAACUUUAAAUUCUACUAUAAUUUUUCCUCAUUUAAAAAAAAAAAUACUUUCCAAAUUUCCAUUUUUUGCAGUUUAAAAAAAUACAUUUUUGCAUACUUGUUGAACUUUAUUUAUUUUAUUUAUUGUGUAUCCAAAUUUUCUAAUUCUCAUAUUCAUAAUAUGCAAAAACUUCUAUCUAAUUUUUUGUUAGCUUUUAUUCUUAUUGAAACUAAAUCUCAUUUCCUUCUAUUUAUUAUUAUGGUAUCUUUAUCUUUUACUUACUAAAAUAUGUUAGAUUAUAUCAUUAAGUUGAUAUAAUGUUUCUAAGUAUAUAAAAUAGUCAUGUUAAUUUUCUUCAUAAAUAUAGAUCGUUCCAAUUAAAGUAUAUAAUUAUCAGAUAUAUGCUUUGUCGACAAAUACACAAUUUACUCAAAAUAUAAGAUAUCCUAUGAAUUCACUAAAAGUUACCAUCUGAUAAUUAUAGCUAAAAAUAAGUUUAAUAGCAUAAAUAAUUAUAUUAUGUGAUAAAUAGCCCUACAGUGAAAUGUAUAUUCUAAAUUUACUAUUGUUAGGCAUAUUUAAAAUUCACAUUCAAUUAUAUAUAUAUAUAUAAUCUUAGUUAAUUUCUUGAUAGGUAUCAACAAUUUUAUAUCUACCAAAGAAUUCUUGAGUUUUCAUCUAAAUUUUUAGUAAUGAAAUAUCUCAACGAAAUCUAAGAACAUACUUGGUUAAAAAAAAUGUAAGCACAUAAACAAAGAUAAGGUCCUGCACUUAAAACAAUCCUUUUGGAACCAAAUAAAACGGAAACCUAUUAUCACAUUUUCACGAAAACAAAAUAAUGUAUAUUUCAUGCUAAAAAGAACUUAAAGAAGAAAUUAAGCAAAUAGAUUAAAAAAAAAUUCCUCUUCAAAAGCGUACCCUCCAAAUGGAUGUUGUUCCUUCCCCAUUUUCAUAUCUAUAGGUCUCUUUCUCUCUCUCCUCCCUUUCUCUCUAUCCAUUCUAAUUCACAGCACAUAGACUCAUUUAAGUACCUUGCCUGUGUUGUCUUUCUCAACCAUUAGUCCUUUACUUCAAUAAAGGUACUCUCUUUCUCUCACUCUAUACAUUUAGAUUCAAACAUAGAUUCUCUUGAACAAAGACAUAUUGUACUAAUCACUAUUGCUGUUCUUUCUUUCAUUUUCUUGAUUUUGCAGGCUUAGGAAGAAAAAUAUUUUUUUCCUUUCCAUAAUAUUGAUUGUCUUCGUCAGUGUAACAGUAAUCUUUUCUUUGAUUUUAUUCUUUCUCUCAUUUUCGUCUCUUUUUCUUGAGUGUGAAGAAGAUUUUGGUACAAGUGUCCUUCUCAAAAAAUUGUUUUAGGAGUUUUUAAUUUAAUUUUGUUGCUUCAAAACCCCAAAAAGACAUGAACAACAGGUCUUUCAGUACUACCACCACCAUCAGUGAAGACUACAUGUUAUUCCCUUAUAAUGACCAUUAUUCCUCACAACCACUACUCCCUUUUAACCCUUGUUCUUCCAUCAAUGACAUCUUGAUUCACUCCAACUCCAACAUAUCAAGCAAUCCUCUUGACCAUCAUUAUCAAUUCUUACAAGCACCUUCUUCUUUUUCUCAAUUCGAAUUCGUCCCGGAUUUUGCCCUCGUCGCCUCUUUCCUCCCACAAAACAAUGGCCAUAAUGAUAACCAAACCAUCACCACCAAUGACCAUAAUAAUAAUCAUCAUCAUCAUCAUCCAUCACUUCUUCCCUUGAACAACCCUAUUGGAGAAUCUCUCGUUGAGCCCUUGGAGACGAUAGCCACUCACAUAGAAGAUUCCCAGAGAAUCUCAACUUCCCAAGACCCAAAAAUGAAUAAAGUCAAGAAACCAAGCAGAACGGAUCGGCACAGCAAGAUCAAAACGGCUAAAGGGACAAGAGAUCGUAGGAUGAGGCUCUCGCUAGAUGUCGCCAAAGAGUUGUUCGGCUUACAAGACAUGCUUGGAUUCGACAAAGCCAGCAAAACCGUUGAAUGGUUGCUCACACAAGCCAAACCCGAGAUCAUAAAGAUCACGAGCAGCCUUUCUAACCCGUUAAACCAUGGCGGCUUCAGCAGCUGCGAGGAGUCUCAAACCCGACCGGCGUUAGGAUCAAUGCACACAUCGUCUGAUCUGUGCAAGCUUUCAUCCAUGGGGACAGUCGAGGAUAGAGGCAGCAAUACUAACUCGACCGAAACAAGAGGAAAUAAGGUGGAUGGGAGAUCGAUGAGAGGGAAGAGAAAGAUGUUGCAAGCGCGAACGCCCAUUUUGAAGAAGUUAUCUAAGGACGAGAGAGCAAAAGCAAGAGAGAGAGCAAAGGAUAGAACAAAGGAGAAGUUGAUGAAGAGAAGAUCACAAGUAACUGUUUUGGAUGCAGAAGCUCAUAAUCAGCAUGAUGAGAUAGUAAAGAAUAAUAAAAGCCAUGUGAAUUGCAAGUCUUUUGAGGCUACGCCCUGCCAAGAAGAGACCGAAGAACUUCUUUGCAAGAACGAUGGUUUUGCAGUUUGCAAUGAAUUUGUGGUCAACAAAUUUAAUUCAUCAUUUCCAAUGCCUAAUCACCAUCGCAGCGAAGGGACAGUUAGCUCAAUAGAGCAGCGUCAGUUUAUGGAUCUUCAUCACUUCUUGGAGAGACCAAGAGACCUCAUGUACAACUACCAUAAUAUGUGAUCGAUUUUACCGUUAAUUUUUAUACUCUGAAUCUUAAGUUUAUAUGAAGGCUUCCUCCUUCAUUUUAGUGUCACAUAUUAAAUUGAUGUAAAAUAAUCAAUGUAUUUUGUAGUAUAAUACUUUAAUUCUAUAAACGCAUUUUGUUAUAAUAUAUGCGUGUUGAGUUUGUCGACUGUCGUUUGCUUUCAGGAAUACAAACAUUGAUAAGAUCACAAACAAAAAUUGCGAAAAUGGUGAAAAUGGUAAGUUAUUAUUCAUGAUUUAAUUCACUUUCACUUUCUACUGAUUCUCUUUAUGACUCCUGGACGUCAAUUAUAGUAUAGUGGAUUUACGCCGCAGUCAAAAACUUUAAAUGGCUUGUCAUGAAGUGAAGCUCUAUGCGUCUAAAUAUAUUUUCCAGAGAGGUUAUAUAUGAUCACUUUUUAAUACACUUUAGUUGUGAUUUUAAAUGAAGUGAAGCUAUAUUUUUUUUUCAUUUAACCAAUGCUAUAAAUAUAUAUAUAUACUAUAAUAAAACAUCUCCUCUGAUCGAUCAAAAUGUCUUGGGAGUAGUAAUUUACUUCCUUUUUUUCAUUUAACUUACUCAAUCCAAACAAAGGAUAUAUUAUGUCCCCAAACUAUAGUUUCGUAGACUGGUCAUAUAUAUAUAUAUAAUAAAAAUACCGAAUUUGAUAUAUAUAGUAGUUCUGGAUAGAACUUCAAAUAAAAACAACAACAGUACGAUAUCGAUUAUGAACCUGAUGUUCACACUGUUCUCUUAUUAGACUAUCUCUAAUGGUUUCCCUCAUUUUUUCUCUCAAAAUGAUGUAAACUCAAAAUGAGGUUGUGAUUUGCUCCAGUAGUUCCCCUCAUUUUCUCCCUCAAUUCUUAUUAUAUUCAUUUUCAACUUUUUAUUUAUUGCAAAUAACACCUUUUAUUUUAUAAUAUUUUAGACUAUACUCAUUUAUUUUUAUUUUUUAAAUUCUACAAUUUAACCAAACUUUAACUUAUAAAAAACAAAUAUUUAUUACAUUAAUAAAGUUACAUAACAACAUACAUAAUAGUAGAAUUUUACUUAAAUAAUACUAUUAUUAUAUUUUUUCCACUUUGUAUUAGUUAUGUAUCUCGAUGGUAUUGUUUUCUAUUUUAUUUUCUUUUAAUUAUAUAUUAUAAUUUAUAAAAUUAUAAGUUAUAUUUUAAAAAGUUUAAUCAGUAUAUACAUAUUGGAUAUAAAGUUAUAAAAGUUAUAUUUAAUGUUAAUGUUUUGUUUAUGCACAAAAUAAAGAUUGUCAAAAGUAAAAGACUAUUAUGUAAAUAAAAAAACUUGACAUCAAAAUGAGGUUGUGAAUAGUGUUCCCUCAAAUUUGAGGGAAUACUGUUCAUAUUCUCAUUUUUUUCCUCAAAAUGAAGUACUAUUGGAGAUGGAUUUCCUUUAUUUUUUUAUGUUUUCCCUCAUUUUGAUGCACAAUUGGAGAUGCUCUUAGCGUAAAAUUAUAUAUGUUGACACAAUAAGAAGUACAUAUAUUAUAAUACGCUUGUACCACUAAUGUUUUCAGUGUUCGUAUUCCAUUUGUAUGGUAAAAAAUUAAAAAUAUAUUAGUCACUCACCAUUUUAAUAGCCUCAGUAAGAAGUCGAUCACUUUGAUUUUAGCACCACUUGCGGAUGAUCAACUGUAUAUCGAUAAAACCUUGUGUGGUUGAGGUGGUUCUAGUCUUUGCGUAGAAAUGUUUUAUUAUCAGUUAACGCAGAUCCGAGCAGACCACACUCACCAAAUGGUACGGUAUACUUUUACAGACUACACUUGAAAUACAUAUUAGUUUCAUAGUUUGCUUUCCCUAUAUAUUAUUAGCUUGUGUUGUGUACCUUGGUUCUCCACUUUUCUUUGAUAAUUUGUCUUUUGGCUCCUAAACAAAAAAACACAACCAUAGGCACACUAAAAAGGAGAAAAACGAUUAAUAUAUCUACUAGAAUUCCAUCUACAACCUCAUAAAAUUUCGUCAUUUAUCAGAAAUAAAAUAUAUACUAAAAUACAUUCAAGCCUUGCUUACCGAGAUAUUAACUGUUAAUUGUACUAUAUAUAAGGUGGUGGAAAAACAAUACAUAGGAGACAUCUAUGGUAAUGAACGGAAAAAAUCGAAUAAGAUCAUGAUUAAACUAGAUAUCAUAAUUUCUUUUACAAUUUUGUAAAAUGAUAUGAUAUACGACAUGUUUGCAAUGAUUCAUAGUUGCAGCAAACACACAUGAUAAGUACAUUGCGAUGCCAAACAUAAAAGACAAUAUGGGAGAGUAGAUUUUGUGUGUUUUGUUUGGAAUGUAAAGUUUGAUUUAAUUGUAUUUGGUUCCUUGAUUAAAAUGUCACUAGUAAGUGGACUACAAUAAGAAGGGGUUAGAAGACCCAAACACAAGGUUCGGAUUUUAGGGAGGAAUAUGAAAAACAUUUUUUUUUUACUAAAAUGAAAUUCUGUGAAGUGACAAAGUAGGUUAAAAUAAAUGAGUGAAUAAAAAAUUGAAUCAGCUAAAAAUUACAUAAAGAAAAACAAAAGAAUAAUCUAUACUAUUAAAAGGGAAACAGUCCCAAAAAAUCUACUUAUGAAAGGUUGUUGGACCUAUUCACUAAACUUAACUAUUUUUUUGGUCUCACCCUAUAUUUCUCUAACUAUACACUAAUCAAUUACCUUAUAUUUCUCUAACUAUAAAAUAACAAAUGCUCUUAUUUAAUACUCAACUUAUUAUAAUACACCAAAGAUUUAUACAUCAAUAUUAUUAAUUCAGAAUCAUUGAUAUAUUUUACCCCUAUUUUUCCUUGGAAUAUUACUUUUUUGCGCCAUUAAACCUAUUAAAAAACAGAUUAUUUUAUAACUGAUUUAAUAAUCAUACAACCCACGAUCAUAUUUCUUUAACAAAAGCAGUUACUAUAAAAAUAUUUGGAUUUAUUGGUAAUUAAAGUCUGAACAAUACCAUAUUUUUAAUUCAUAUUAAAUGUUUUAUGACCCAAACUAACAUAAAACAUGAUGCAAGUGCGGUUAACAGAAAGUUAAAAACAUGAUACCAUUCGACGGUCAAAACAUAUUAACUUCCAAUUACGAUUAGAGAAAUACUUCACAGUACAACAACAAGCUUAAUUAUAUUUCAAAAUUAUAGCUUUUUCUUUGAAAACCUUCCUAGGUUAUUUUUGUGAUGAAAAUCUUUUACAACUGGGUUUAUUAGGAGAAAGGGUUUUGUAUAAAUAUUUUCUUAGGAAAUUAUAGCAUUUUUAGAAUGUUUUUUAUGUUUAAAUAAAAUAUAUUAUUUAUUUUUAACAUUUAUAGGUAACUCAACUAUACUCAACUUAAUAAUAAUUUUAUUUCUAAAACUCAAAAUUUAAUCUUAAUAUAGUCAUUAUAAAACCUAUAAACUAGAAUGUAUAACAUAAAAAAAUGUAGUUUAUUAAAUUUUAAAUCUUAGUAAAAUUUAUAUGAGAAAUUUAAUCAAAUUUUGAAAAAUAUUAUCAUGUUAUUUUAGAUUUUUACCAUGUCAUCUGGUAUAUAUUCACGAGUUAAUAUGAGUUUUAAAUUUUAAAGGAUUUUAAAUGAUGAAUUUUUAUUAAAUUGAAACUAGAUUAUAUAUGGUGACUGCGUUUACUGGUUUGACUGUGGAUACCACUUAUUGGUGUUUUGGUACCUUUUAGUGGAAAAUUAGACUGAAUGUUGAGGACUUAUUAAGAUUUUUUUUUUUAAUAUUUGAAAUUUUUUUUGAGUAAUUUGUUUUUAUUGGAUAAUUCAGCUUAUAAAUAGUAUAUUUAAGAUAUUUGGUUAUUUAGAAAUUACAUAUAAUUAAUAUUUGUAGGUAUAUAAUUUAUAUUUUAAAAAUUCAGAUAUCUAUUUAUCUUGGUUCUAGAUAUAUAUGAUAUGUUCGGUUAUUUAUAAAUUUUGGUUCAAGCUUGGUUUCAUUUUUUCAAUUUGGUACAUGUUGAUUAUUUGGUUCCGAAUAAUAUGGCCAAACUUAUAAACUAUCUUAUAUAUAAAUUUAUAUUAAAAAUUAUUAAAUUCAAAAAAUAAAUCCGCGCUUUCUAAGCGCGGAUCAAAAUCUAGUUUAUGUAUUAAAGUAGUUUAUAGUUUCCUAACAGUUUGUGAGACAUAGUCAGUGUAUAUAUAUGUCUUAUGUGUUUGUCUUGUAUAGUAGACCAAUAAAAAUAUGUCUAUGUUUAUUUAACUAAGAGUCAAAUAAGCAAAUGACAAUUACACAAAAUCAAUAUUUGAUUAAUCCGAUUUCACCUGUCAUUUUUAUGGAGAUCUAUUUUUAUGUAGUAUUAAUAUGACUAUCUAUUUCUAUAGGAUACUAAGUCCUAAUUAUAUCCACAUAUACAUUUUACUUAAUAAAAUACACAUGUCACGUAACAGUCAAACAAAAGGUAAAUUUAUUCAAAUUCAUCCAGAAAAACUAUUAGACAACCAAAGUUUCGUGCAGUAUUAUUUUUAAAUUUACAAACAGAAAUUUAAAGAGAAAAAAUAUAAUAUAUCUAAAGUCAUGUGAAGUGAAGUCCCAAACAUCAAAACACACAUGAUAAUGCCAAACAUAACAGACAAUAUGAAAGCCAUUUUGUGCUUUGUUUAGAACGUAAAACUUUUUUUUAGAACGAAUUAACAGAGGUCCCAAACCGAAGUGUCAAUAUACAGAAAGAUAUACGAAGAUAUAUUAAAAUGACUGAAAUAAAAUUUUAACGAAAUGACAAAUUAUGUUAAGUCAGUGACAAAAGGGUAAAACCAAUAAGUAUAAAACACAAAAGAGCAUUAUUUAUGUAUUAAAAUGACGUUAAAAAUAUUUUUUGAUACAAAGUCAGUGUAGAUAUCUUAGUUUAUAUUAUAUCAACAAAUAGACAAAAACAUAAAUUUGUUUAUACUACAUCAAUUCGUCUACCAUAGCAUAUGUCUAUGUUCCUAAAAUAAUGUGAAGUGCAAUGCCAAACAUAUAAAACACAAUGAGAAUUUUCUCAAGAAAAAACAAUGAGAAUAUAUACAGUUGUAAGUUGUUUAGACACCACUCAAAAAAA